Trichoplusia ni (cabbage looper) is the source of this 881-nucleotide messenger RNA. RefSeq names its product lysine-specific demethylase 5D-like. NCBI's taxonomy places the organism in Eukaryota, Metazoa, Arthropoda, Insecta, Lepidoptera, Noctuidae. The record is from RefSeq and is a predicted model, not a curated record. The transcript is spliced from 4 exons. Gene Ontology annotation, molecular function: DNA binding. The coding region runs from base 228 to 866 and encodes 212 amino acids.
AACAUCGCAGUUUCGAAAGUUCAAUUUCGCAUGGCGGACGUGCAAGUGAACUCUGUUAUUUGUUGGUGAUAAUUUCAUUUAUUAUCUCGUUGUGAUUCCCUAUGGAAGGACUAAUACUAAUGCUUCUUUUUCUUUGUGGACGUGCAUUAUUCAUUCCUUAACAUUAGAUGAUGUUAAAUUAUUAUUUAUAGUAGCAAUUUGUGUGAACUGCAUAGUGUUUCUCGAAAAUGGGAAAAUGUGACGAAGGUAACGUCGAAGUUAGCAUGGGGGACUCGGCGUCCCCUAUGAAACCGGAUAAUUUCUCAUUUACACCUCCUCCGGAGGCCCCAGUGUUUGAACCAACGCCAGAAGAGUUCCUGGACCCCCUGGCGUACAUCAGUAAAAUAAGACCAAUCGCUGAGAAAUCGGGCAUUUGCAAGAUUAAACCUCCAGCGCACUGGCAACCCCCAUUCGCUGUUGAUGUCGACCGAUUACGGUUCACACCUCGGAUACAGAGACUCAAUGAGUUAGAGGCAAUAACGCGAGUAAAACUCAACUUCCUGGACCAGAUAAUAAAGUUCUGGGAACUACAGGGCUCAGUGCUAAAGAUACCCACAGUGGAGAGGAAGCCACUCGAUCUUUAUGCACUGCACAAGAUUGUCAAAGAAGCAGGCGGCUUCGAAGUAUGCUCAGCGGAGCGCAAAUGGUCGAAGGUGGCGCGGCGGAUGGGCUUCCCCCAGGGCAAGGGGAUCGGCUCCAUCCUCAAGAACCACUACGAGAAGAUACUCUACAGAUACGACGUCUUCAAGAGUAAUGGAACUGACAAUAAAGAGACUGUAAGUUUAUCUUUACUACAGAUUUCUGACGACUUUGUUUUUUCUUUCUGAUUUAGUGAGUGGCCA